AUGUAUCCUGACAUCGAAAUUAUGAAAACGUUUCACAAAGGUAGUGAUUUAGUCGAUCGAUUAUUUUACGUGGAAUGUUUUCAAAAAAAAGAAAUGAUGGGUGAAGUGUAUAUUGCGUUUGCAAAGCUACCUACUGCUGGAGAAAAAUUUCUAUACACAUAUAAUCUACUUAAAAAAUAUAAGAAACUACCUACGGAGUGUAAAAUGACAAAUCAUAAAAAUAACAAAAAAGCUCGAAAGAUCAGAGCCGAUGCAAAUAUAAAAUUUCAAAACUCAAAGUUUCACUCCGCUUUAUUUGAGUACAAUAAAAGUGUUAUGACUGCAAAAAUCGACACUGAAGACUAUGCAUUGGCUUUGGCAAAUCGUUCAGCUGCUCUCUAUCAUUUAGAAGAAUAUGAUGCCUGUAUCCAAGACAUUCACCGUGCUUUAACACAUAACUAUCCAAUCGAACUGUCCUAUAAGUUAUAUGAAAGAGAAGUGAAAUGCCUAAAAUAUAUGGGGAAAAUAUCAGAAGCCAAAUUAAAGUUUAAAGAAUUUUCAUCUUCUUUAUCUCUAGCCUUUAUUUCCAAAGAAAAGAAAAAAGACAUUGAAAUGCAAAUUGAAAGAUUUUUAAAGGAAACCAAUAAAAAAGAAACAAAUAAUGAACAAGAUAAACUCAAUGUAAUCAAACUAUUUGGAGGUCCAAAUAAAAAUAUCCCAGCGUUGUCCAAAUUUGUCAAAAUGAAGUAUUCAGAAUCGAUGGGUAGAUGUUUGGUUGUUUCGUCCGAUAUUAAUCCUGGAGACGUUCUUGCUAUUGAAAAACCUUAUGUAGGAGUACUAAGACGUGAAUCCUAUGGAUUUAACUGUCAAAACUGUUUUAAACGUUGUUUAAAUGGCAUACCUUGUCUCAAAUGUACUUUGGCAAUUUACUGUGAUGAAACUUGUAGAAUAAAAUCUUACAAGAGUGGCCAUAAAUAUGAAUGCUUAUUGUUUUCAACAUUUAACUAUUGGCCUGGUAUGGAUCACAUGGAACAUCUUUCACUUAACAUAUUCUUAAAAUCAGUUUGUGAGUUAGGAUUAGACAAGUAUGUUGCUUCUGUAUGUGCUUUGAAUGCUGAUACUACUGAUCCAAUGAUGCGAGGCUUUAAUAAUAUUGGAAAAUAUUUAUCUGACCAAUUUUGUUCUGUAUAUACGUUGGAGGGAAAUGAAACUAAAAGAUCAGUAAGCGAUUUAUUUUCAAGACAUUGCCAUGCUGCAGUUAUGGUUUCAAUUAUGAUAUUAGCGGGCCUACAAAUACCUAAUCAUCAAUUGGGUACUGUUGGUGAAUCAUUAGUUCAUAUAAUAUGUGCAGUUUCCUCUAAUGCUCAUGGUAUAACACAACCCUCGGAUUGUGAGACCCACCUUGAUGACAGAUUUAUACCAGUUGCUUCUUUGUUAAUGCCAGUGCUGAGCUUGUUGAACCAUCAUUGUGAUCCAAAUGUAGUAAGACACAACUACAAUGGAACUAUAGUCCUCACAGCUAUUCAACCUAUUUUCAAAGACUCACAGCUUUUCGAUAACUAUGGAUUAUUGUAUGCUACACAUCCAAAAGAAUCUAGACUUCAAAUACUUAAAAACCAAUAUUGUUUUUCUUGUGAGUGUUCGUCUUGUGAGGAUAAUUGGCCAUUGUAUGAUGUAUUAGCUGAUCAGCCACCAUCAGACUGUAAAAUAUUAACUGACGUCAGUUUGGACUUGUUACAAAAAUCAUCAAUUAGGUUAUAUCAAAUAAUUGACAAAAUUAAAUCGAAUGAAUGUGAUGGUCUCCAAUACAUUCAGUUCUUAUACUCUCAUUUGAAACUUCUUCACUAUAAUAUAAGAAGACCCUGGGGAGAGUACUGCGACUGCCAGGAAACCAUCAAAGAAAUUCUCUAUAGCACAGCCAAUAAGUUUAUUAUUGAAGAUUAUUAA
Messenger RNA from Macrosiphum euphorbiae (potato aphid), 1926 nucleotides. Lineage: Eukaryota; Metazoa; Arthropoda; Insecta; Hemiptera; Aphididae. The record is from the annotation of a GenBank genome assembly.